Messenger RNA from Penicillium oxalicum, 1392 nucleotides. Its product is annotated as Eukaryotic translation initiation factor 4E-1. NCBI's taxonomy places the organism in Eukaryota, Fungi, Ascomycota, Eurotiomycetes, Eurotiales, Aspergillaceae. Gene Ontology annotation, cellular component: cytoplasm; membrane; eukaryotic translation initiation factor 4F complex. Bases 1 to 1392 code for a protein of 463 amino acids. The transcript has 7 exons. Gene Ontology annotation, molecular function: RNA 7-methylguanosine cap binding; translation initiation factor activity. The record is from RefSeq and is a predicted model, not a curated record. Gene Ontology annotation, biological process: translational initiation.
AUGCUGCGCUGGUACCAGAGCAAGUUGGCCAAGAGGCCCAUUCUCACUGCCAGCAUCACCAGUGCUGUGCUGUUCGGCAGUGGCGAUGUCCUCGCUCAACAACUGGUGGAUAAGAGAGGCCUCGAGAAGCACAACUUUGCACGCACUGGGCGCAUGGCUCUCUAUGGAGGAGCUGUCUUCGGUCCUGUUGCAACAAAGUGGUUCGGCGUGCUUCAGCGCCAUGUCGUCCUGGGAAGCACCGCCACCACCACCAUCGCCCGCGUCGCUGCGUGCUGCGAUCAGAUAGUCUUUGCGCCUGUCCAGCUAUCCUUCUUCUUGUCCUCGAUGGCGAUCAUGGAGGGGACUGAUCCAGUGGAGAAGUGGAAGAACGCCUUUGGCCCUGCAUACAAGGCCAAUCUGAUGGUGUGGCCCUUUGUCCAGGGGAUUAACUUCGCAUUUGUGCCCCUCGAGCUUCGGGUUCUGGUCGUCAACGUCGUCAGCUUGGUCCCACCUCAUCUCUCCUCCACUUGCCCGCUCCAGUCCGCCCGAUUGUUGCGCCUUCCGCACUCGAAAAUCUUCCCCUCCGCCGCCUUUGCUUUCAACGGCUCCCGCCUCCCCUUCAAUCUUUCCUUUCUCUCCAUUUCCGCCUUUCCACAUCCUCAACCCACCAUGGCGGCUGUCGCAGAGAAUGGUCACGCCGUGACCGAGGAGAACCCCGCGCCCGCGGUCGCUGCUUCGACCGACGAGCCCGUCACCGUUUUCCACAACCCCGAGAACUUCAACGUGAAGCACCCGCUUAUGCACGAGUGGACUCUUUGGUUCACCAAGCCUCCAUCAGGAAAGGCUAAUGCUUUUUCUCCUGUGUUUAUCAAGGGCGAUAACUGGAACGAUCUGCUGAAGGAGGUUGUUACAUUCAGCUCCGUGGAAGAAUUCUGGGGCAUUUACAAUAACAUCACACCGACCUCCGAGCUGGGCCUCAAGGCCGACUAUCAUCUCUUCAAGAAGGGCGUUCGGCCCGAGUGGGAAGACCCUCAGAACAAGCACGGUGGCAAGUGGUCAUAUCAGUUUAAGGACAAGCGAUCUGUUCCCAUCGACGACCUGUGGCUGCACGCCCAGCUGGCAGCCAUCGGCGAGACCCUCGAGGGCGAUGGCGACAACGAGGUCAUGGGAGUUGUUGUGAAUGUGCGCAAGGGCUUUUACCGUAUUGGUCUGUGGACUCGCACCGUGGGCAAGAGCAUUCCCGGUGAUAAGGCCACUCGCACGCCUGCGCAGGGCAAGGAUAUCUUGGAGGCGAUCGGUCGGCGGUUCAAGGAUGUCCUCCGUCUGAAGGAAGCCGACGUGGUCGAAUUCUCCGGUCACACCGACAGCGCACACAGUGGCAGUACCCGUGCCAAGGCCAAGUACACCGUUUAA